Molecule: messenger RNA, 183 nt
Organism: Funneliformis geosporum
Lineage: Eukaryota; Fungi; Glomeromycota; Glomeromycetes; Glomerales; Glomeraceae
Source: the annotation of a GenBank genome assembly
AUGAUCAAUGUUAAUGAAGAACAUAAGAGACUUCUGGGAGAAGUCAUUAACUUUUCCAUCAAUAUUCAAGAAGUAACUAUUUCUAUUAAUAUAGUUGUAACUAAAGCUUCAUCAUAUGUUACUAUAGACAAGAAAAUUAUUAAUAUUCUUAUUGAAUACAAUAUACUUUCAGAAAAACAUUGA